CAAAUGAUAACGCGUCUGUGUCUGCUAUAAAAACCAUGCUCCCAUGUUCCUCCUCAAGAGAUUUCCUGAGUUUCCCUUUGGUUCACACCUUCAACAUGCUGACGCUAAAGCUAAGCGGGAUCCUUUUGCUGCUGAUCCUGUGCCAACAUGGUAUAGAUGCAAACGUGAUCUGUCAAGGAAGAUCUGGGAUCCUCAGAUGUAAUUCUGGAUCAAUAAGGAUUAUUGAAGCCACCUACGGACGGAGCGAUAACACAACAUGUGCUUAUCGGAAACCAGCUUCUCAGAUCUCAAAUACGAACUGCAGAGCACCAGUCACCAGUAUAGUUUCCUCUCGGUGCAAUAGAAAAAAGAGAUGUGUUGUUUCUGCAUCAAACAUUCAUUUCUCUAAUCCUUGUGUUGGAACUUAUAAAUACCUGGACGUGACUUAUCAAUGUCCGACAUGA
Molecule: messenger RNA, 443 nt
Organism: Megalobrama amblycephala (Wuchang bream)
Lineage: Eukaryota; Metazoa; Chordata; Actinopteri; Cypriniformes; Xenocyprididae
Product: L-rhamnose-binding lectin CSL2-like
Exons: 5
Coding region: 36-443 (135 amino acids)
Molecular function (GO): carbohydrate binding
Source: RefSeq, a predicted model, not a curated record